Messenger RNA from Priceomyces carsonii, 834 nucleotides. RefSeq names its product bifunctional precorrin-2 dehydrogenase/sirohydrochlorin ferrochelatase (gene MET8). The coding region runs from base 1 to 834 and encodes 277 amino acids. The record is from RefSeq and is a predicted model, not a curated record. Lineage: Eukaryota; Fungi; Ascomycota; Pichiomycetes; Serinales; Debaryomycetaceae. The transcript has a single exon. Gene Ontology annotation, molecular function: protoporphyrin ferrochelatase activity; precorrin-2 dehydrogenase activity. Gene Ontology annotation, biological process: siroheme biosynthetic process.
AUGGAAAAAGGAAUCGUAAACCCUAAGGUAGAAACAAAGGGUUCUCUCUUGUUAGCAUGGCAGGUAAAAAAUAAACAUUGUUUAGUAAUAGGCGGGGGGGAAGUUGCAUUCAGUCGAAUAGAGCAUAUGCUAAGAGCGCAAGCGAAGAUAACGGUCAUUAGUGGAGCCGAUAAGGUGCAUCCAGAGAUAUUGAAACUAGUAGAUCGUGGGGUUAUCUACAAGUUUGAGCAUCGGGAUUACUUGAGUUCAGAUUUGACCUUGUAUGAAAGAAAUGAUUUUCAGAUAGACAAUGUGGAUUUAAUAGCGAAAGAACAUUAUGACGCUAUUGGUCAAGGAGUCAAUAACGAAACUUUUGCUAUAGUUUGCUGCUGUAUAGACGAUUAUGAAUUGUCUUCUAAAAUAUACUACCAAUGUAAAUAUCUUCGUUUGCCUGUGAAUAUCGCAGAUAAACCAUGGUUAUGUGAUUUUUAUUUCGGUAGCAUGAUCAACAUGGAUAAUCUUCAAAUUAUGGUCUCUACUAAUGGGAAGUCACCGAGAUUGCUGAAGUUGAUAAAAGAUUCAAUAGCUAGGCAAUUCAAGGAUGUGGACUUGAACAAGGCAGUAGAGAAUCUAGGAUCAAUAAGAGCUCGUUUGCGUGAGACCGUGGUAGUCAAUGAGGAUUUAGUUAGCAUCGAUAGUCGAAUGAAUUGGAUCAAGGCUCUCACGGACUUUUUUGAUUUAAGACAAUGGAGCCAAUUGGACUUGUCGCUCGAAAAGGUAGAUAAAAUUGUUAGCUUUUUCCCAGAAUAUCCUCCAAAAGAUUACGAUCAGUUCAAAUCUACAAUUCUCAGCUAA